Thecamonas trahens ATCC 50062 is the source of this 2097-nucleotide messenger RNA. RefSeq lists its product as uncharacterized. Gene Ontology annotation, cellular component: cytoplasmic stress granule. Gene Ontology annotation, biological process: cytoplasmic stress granule assembly. Gene Ontology annotation, molecular function: RNA binding. The transcript has 3 exons. The record is from RefSeq and is a predicted model, not a curated record. Lineage: Eukaryota; Apusomonadida; Apusomonadidae. Bases 1 to 2097 code for a protein of 698 amino acids.
AUGCCUGUCCAACCGGGACUGGGCACACCGGCGUCGCGCCUGGCGUACGUCCUGCUGAACCUUGUGGGACAGACCGUCCGGAUCACCGUCACCACUGGGAGCACGUAUGUGGGAAGGCUGCAUGCUGCCGAGCCUAUGGACGGAUCGAGUCGUGUAGCUGCUGCAGAUGGCGCUGCUACGGCGGCGGCGGGCGCGUCGGCUGGCGGCGGCCUCGGCAUCGUUCUCCGCAUGGCCCGCAAGGAGCCGGUCGAUGCCUCGGCCCGGCCGCUCCGCAUGGUCCUCUUCCGCCCGCAGGACGUGCUCUCGAUCGUGGCCGACGACGCCCAGUUCCUGGAGGACAUCCCGGGCUCGGGCACCUAUGCCCGUGACGUCUUUUCUACCGAUGGCGCUAUCGCGGGCAAGGCCGGCCGCGCAGGCGGCGAGCGCGAGCUCGUCAAGUGGGACGUGGCUGGCGGCGACGAGACCGACUCGGCCCUUCUCUCGCUCGACGACCACAGCGGGUCGACAAAGUGGGAUCAGUUUAAGGUCAACGAGGCCAAGUUUGGCGUCAAGACCGACUUUUCAGAGGAAAAGUACACAACAAAGCUCGACACCUCGGAUGCACGCAUCCGCGCCGUCCGCGAGGAGCACCGCAAGUACUACAAGACCGACAAGUCUGAAUCGUACGAGUUUGCCGGCGACGAUGCUGUCGACGAAGAAGACCGCUUUUCGGCUGUCAUUCGUGACACCCCAAAGGGCAAGGGCAAGUCCAAGGGCAAGGCCAAGGGAAAGGGCAAGGGUAACCCCAAGUCCAGCCCCCAUGCCAACGCCAACGCCAACGCCAACGCCAACGCCAACGCCAACGCCAACUCCAAGCCCAAGAGCAAGGGCAAGCGUGCCAGCCAGACCGACCCACCGCUCCCGCACUCUGGCGGCGCCUACGUCCCACCCGCUCGCCGUGGCCCGUCCUACGCCGCCGCUGCAGCUUCCGCCGCAACCAAGCCCAAGGCUGAGCCCGAGGCUGAGCCCAAGGCUGAGCCCAAGACCAAGCCCAAGGCCGAGGCUAUAAUGACUCGCCUUGGGUUUGGCGUCAAGACCGACUUUUCAGAGGAAAAGUACACAACAAAGCUCGACACCUCGGAUGCACGCAUCCGCGCCGUCCGCGAGGAGCACCGCAAGUACUACAAGACCGACAAGUCUGAAUCGUACGAGUUUGCCGGCGACGAUGCUGUCGACGAAGAAGACCGCUUUUCGGCUGUCAUUCGUGACACCCCAAAGGGCAAGGGCAAGUCCAAGGGCAAGGCCAAGGGAAAGGGCAAGGGUAACCCCAAGUCCAGCCCCCAUGCCAACGCCAACGCCAACGCCAACGCCAACGCCAACGCCAACGCCAAGCCCAAGAGCAAGGGCAAGCAUGCCAGCCAGACCGACCCACCGCUCCCGCACUCUGGCGGCGCCUACGUCCCACCCGCUCGCCGUGGCCCGUCCUACGCCGCCGCUGCAGCUUCCGCCGCAACCAAGCCCAAGGCUGAGCCCGAGGCUGAGCCCAAGGCUGAGCCCAAGACCAAGCCCAAGGCCGAGGCCAAGGCCGAGCCCAAAGCAAGCCCCAAGCCUAAGAUCAAGUCCAAGCUCAACCCAAACGCAAAGGAGUUUACGCUCAAUCCGUCGGCGCCGGCAUGGACGCCCAAGCCCAAGCCACCGCCACCGGCCCAAAACCCGCGUCCCAUGGGCAUGCCAGGCUACAUGCCGCAGAUGGGCCACCCCGCCCCGCUUGCGGCGCCCAUAGGCCACCUCUACGGCGACGCGCUCGCCAGCCAGGCCUACCCGCCACCGGCAGGCGUUGACCCCAAGUGGCCCGGCGCGCCGGGCGAGGGCUCCUUCCGCUCGCAGGGCUCGGGCGAGAUGAACCCGGCCCAGUACCAGCUGAUGAUGGCCCAGGCCCAGGCCCAGGCCCAGGCCGGCGCGUACUACGCCCCGCCGCAUCCGUCACCACCGCCGACGCAGGCGCCCCAGCCGUACCCGGGCGCGUACCACCCGCAGCACCCGAGCCACCAGCCGUACCCGUCGUACUUUCCUCCAGGCGCGGGCGCUCCGCCGCCGCACGGCCCGCCUCACCAGUAA